Messenger RNA from Rattus norvegicus (Norway rat), 5576 nucleotides. RefSeq names its product TBC1 domain family, member 30 (gene Tbc1d30). Gene Ontology annotation, molecular function: small GTPase binding; GTPase activator activity. Lineage: Eukaryota; Metazoa; Chordata; Mammalia; Rodentia; Muridae. Gene Ontology annotation, cellular component: plasma membrane; ciliary basal body; cilium. Gene Ontology annotation, biological process: negative regulation of cilium assembly. The record is from RefSeq and is a predicted model, not a curated record.
AGGACUUGCCAGAUGGUCAAGGAUUUUGUGGAGCUUCCUGGACGCUCCGGGUCAGGUGGGAAGGAGGACUCGGGCGCGGCGCCCGCGGACGUGAAGCCGGAACUCCGGGCCUCCGCCCAUUGGUUGGCAUUUCGACCCCUGCCGGGGACUCUUUACUGCCCGCGUGGCCGCGCCCUCACGGAACUGGCGGACGCCGCUGCGGUUCGAGUCAUGGAGGUCCUUCCCGCGGGCAGGAUGUGGGACUCGCAGCAAGCCGAGGAGGCGGCGGGGCACCCGGCGGGUGAGGGCGACCCGGAGCCGCAGCCCGACGGCCGCACCAGCCGCACGGCGUCCCUAGUGAGCGGGCUGCUCACGGAGCUCUACAGUUGCACAGAGGAGGAGGAUGUGGCAGCCGGUGGGGACCGGUCCCAGGGCCGCCCCCUGCGCAAGGACAGCCUGGACAGCUCCACUGAGACCUCGGGUUCCGACGUGUUCCUGGGCGGCCGCGGCGCUGGCGACUCCCGAGUGCUGCAGGAGCUGCGGGAGCGACCGAGCCUGCGGCUCCAGAUGCAGUACCUGGAGCGGAAAGACUCCAGUGAGCUGAAGACCAUUCUUCGCGAGCUAAAGUCCAGGGUUGGCAUCCAGUCGGCAAAGUUACUCCGGCAGCUGAAGCAGAAAGACAGGCUUUUGCAUAAAGUUCAGAAGAACUGCGACAUUGUGACCGCCUGCUUGCAGGCUGUGUCACAGAAGAGAAGAGUUGAUACAAAAUUGAAGUUCACACUUGAACCAUCUUUGGGUCAAAAUGGUUUUCAGCAGUGGUAUGAUGCUCUCAAGGCAGUUGCCAGACUGUCAACGGGGAUCCCGAAGGAAUGGAGGAGGAAAGUUUGGUUGACCUUGGCGGAUCACUAUUUGCAUAGUAUAGCCAUCGACUGGGACAAAACCAUGCGCUUCACUUUCAACGAGAGGAGCAACCCCGAUGACGACUCAAUGGGGAUUCAGAUCGUCAAGGAUCUGCAUCGCACGGGCUGUAGUUCCUACUGUGGCCAGGAGGCGGAGCAAGACAGGGUGGUACUAAAGAGGGUGCUAUUGGCUUACGCCCGGUGGAACAAGAAUGUCGGGUACUGUCAAGGCUUCAACAUCCUGGCUGCCCUCAUUCUGGAAGUGAUGGAAGGCAACGAGGGGGACGCGCUGAAGAUUAUGAUUUACCUGAUUGAUAAGGUGCUCCCUGAAAGCUACUUUGUCAAUAAUCUCCGGGCACUGUCUGUGGAUAUGGCUGUCUUCAGAGACCUCCUGCGACUGAAGCUCCCUGAGCUGUCUCAGCACCUCGACACUCUUCAGAGAACUUCAAACAAAGAGAGCGGAGGCGGAUAUGAGCCCCCGCUCACCAAUGUCUUCACGAUGCAGUGGUUCCUUACGCUCUUUGCCACGUGCCUCCCUAACCACACGGUUCUGAAGAUCUGGGACUCAGUAUUCUUUGAAGGUUCAGAGAUCAUCCUGAGGGUGUCGCUGGCUAUCUGGGCAAAACUGGGAGAGCAGAUAGAAUGUUGUGAAACAGCAGACGAGUUCUACGGUACCAUGGGGCGCCUUACCCAGGAGAUGCUGGAGCACGAUCUCUUGCAGAGCCAUGAGCUCAUGCAGACAGUGUAUUCGAUGGCCCCAUUCCCUUUCCCGCAGUUGGCGGAGUUGAGGGAGAAGUAUACCUACAACAUUACACCAUUUCCAGCCACAAUCAAGCCCACUUCAGUUUCUGGGCGACACAGUAAGUCCAGAGAUAGUGACGAUGAGAACGGCCCGGACGAUGAGGAUGCUGUCGCUAGUGCUGUGGGGUGCCUUGGACCGCUCAGUGGGCUCCUGGCUCCUGAACUGCAGAAGUACCAAAAGCAGAUUAAAGAAGGGACAGAGGAACAGACCCUGAGGUCGAACAACAUCGCAGAGCUGAGCCCAGGAGCCAUCAAUUCGUGUCGAAGUGAGUACCACGCAGCGUUCAACAGCAUGAUGACAGAGCGGAUGACCACGGACAUCAACGCCCUGAAGAGGCAGUACUCGCGCAUUAAGAAGAAGCAGCAGCAGCAGCUCCACCAGGUGUACAUAAGAGCAGACAAAGGGCCAGUGACCAGCAUCCUCCCAUCUCAGGCAAAUAGUUCUCCGGUGAUCAACCAUCUUCUUCUAGGGAAAAAGAUGAAAAUUACAAACAGAGCAGCCAAGAAUGCAGUCAUCCACAUGCCUGGCCACGCGGGAGGAAAAAUAUCUCCUGUCCCUUACGAAGACAUUAAGACAAAGCUCAACUCUCCGUGGCGGACUCACAUCCGAGUCCACAAAAAGAACAUGCCAAGGACCAAGAGCCAUCUGGGCUGUGGAGACACAGUAGGGCUAAUAGAAGAACAGAAUGAAGGCUGUAAGACCAGCAGCUUGGGGGCAGCUGAGGAGUUUCCCUCCAGUUGUGCAGUAACAGCUCAGAGUGAGGGCAGCAGCGGUGACAGCGUCACUCCGAGGACAAUCGAAGGGCAGUCUCCAGAGCCCGUAUUUGGGGAUGCUGACGUUGAUGUGACUGCAGUUCAGGUGAAAUUAGAAGCCUUGGAACUUAACCAAAGGGAUACCACGGCAGAAACUGAGUCCAAGGGGCAGCGGCAUGCCCCAGAGUUAGUCGAUGCCCCUGGAGAAAACCAGACUGUCAGCAAAUCUCUCCCGGGAAGCAACUCAAAACCCCCCAUCUUCAGCCCCUUCCCCAGUGUCAAGCCGCUGCGAAAGUCAGCCACAGCCAGGAAUUUGGGAUUAUAUGGCCCUACCGAAAGAACCCCAACCAUGCACUUCCCUCAGAUGAGCAGGGGCUUCAGCAAGUCAGGCAUGGGGAGCAGCAGCACCAAGAAGCGAUGACGCCUCCUAGUGGUUGGCUCAGCGGCUAGACUCACAAGGCGAGGCAUGGUGGCUAAAGCAAGCUAGCCAGGCCCUUCCUGUUUCAUUUGUCCAAUAAAAAACGAACUGAGAGGUUUAAAGCUGAGCGCCAACAGCCCUAUCCAAACGGGUACCGGAAGCUCCGUGGUGGGAACCAGAUGGGACCUUUUCCCACCUUCUGGGUAACUGGUCAAGUGGAUUCUUGUGACUAAAUAAAUCUCGUGCUUCUCAAGUAUGGAGUUUCCCCAAUUUUCCUUGUGAGCUCUUUAGAAAAGACAAUCUGUAGACUGUUAAGUCCUUUUCUGGCCUUCUCAGAGCCUUUUUGGGAUCCCUGAAACAACACAUUCCUUGGCCUUUCCGUCCUCUGGACGUCACUUACUAAAGCAUGAACGAAUACCAGCUUGCUAGAACUAAAACCGUAGAAAGUAAGCUUCUUAGUUGCAAAAAACUUCUGAUGUUCCUCUUUCUGCUCUGUUGGGGACGGGAGGGGAUUUGUGUGUGUAUGAGCAAGAGUGCCUGUGUGUGCGUGUGUGAGCAUGUGCAAGCAUGUGUGUGUGUGUGUGUGUGUGUGCGUGCGUGCGUGCGUGCAUGCACGCGCCUGUAUACUUUAAUACUUGUCUUCAGAUUAUUUUUUAUUUAUAUGCUAAAGCAUAGCAGAAAUGUCAAGAUAGCCUUUCUGUAACUUUCUAUUUCUACCCGUGAGAAGAAAACCUUUAAAUCAGUUGAAAUUGAAGUUAAUAACCAAAUCGAAGACCAUAUGCAGAGAUCACCUUGGGCUAUGCAUUAAACAGCUACUCUGAACGGUUUGCUGAUUUCCACCUUUCCCAAGGCUCAUUUUCUUCUCGCAAGGAUUUGAUGGGCUCUGUGUGGAACUUGAGCAUCCUCUGAACGUGGUUCCGAUAGCUACCAGCUCUCACUCCAUUGCAGAUGCGCAGCUCAAAGCCAGGACACCGCACAGUGACUGUUACUUGAAUUUUGUGGUUUUGGGUUGUGGUACUUUGUUACUUGAACACUGCCUUUCUCUGGAGAAGCCCCUCUUCCCCUAGUUCUUUCUAUCUUUCCACUCCUACCUUGGUCCCAGCAGAUCGGAGAGAGCAUCUCUUGUCUUUACUAUGCAGUCCGGAACUCUGAGCCACACAGGUGAAACGGCACUUCAGUAACUCGAGGUAAACAAUCCAGUGUGUCACAGGACCUCACUCUGUUUCUUCUAGUACGAUAACCUGGCUUACUGCUCUUUGUCCACGAGUACUGACUUCAGAGCUUGUGGGAGCUGCGACUAGGAAGCCAUUUAAUACACAGCCUCCUGACUCAAAGGCUCUUUCUCUAGAUGGUAUAGAGUCCUGUGUUCACAGAAGGAGCUGUGAAACUGCCUCACCUUGAAAAGUUAGUUCCUUUUCAACAUGCUUCAUGCGUCUAUCCUUUGGAAAAAUGAAGGGCUCUCCACUCAGGCUCCGCCGUCAUUAGCCCAAUACGGCGCCAUCUUAACCUUCCUUCCCCAAAGCCUUUGGCAGUUCUGGGAGGAACUCUGUUGAAGCCGGUAGCGUUGGUUCGAGUGAGUUGCUUUGCUAUUUCUGAAGCCAGGGCUGGUUACAGAAGGUUUUUUUUUUUUACAAUGAGAAGUACUCAUUUUUUAAUCACAUAGAGUAGAGUUGUGUGGGCUCUUUUGAAUGAAAAGCUGCUACAGGACUGACACAUUUUAUCCCCCACAUAGUAUUUUUACCGGAAAGGACCGGAAGAUGGAAUAGCUAGAAGUCAUUACAGUUUGUUUGGUCCUGGAGUUCUAUCUGAAGUUAUCAGACAGCUUCCUCUGCCUGGAGGGAAGGCCGUGGGUGGGGGUGGGUGGCCUUACUUUGAAUGCCAUCCCCAGGUGAUGCGACCCACUGUUUUCCAAAGUUAAGCACAAGAAAAGAAUUUCUUUUAUCCACUAAACUUCAUUUACAAUGACCCCCUCAUUAUCUUCUUUUUCCUUGAUAAUUCAAAUCCCCCCACACCCUCUGGAAGCCUGACUUGAAUAGAAAAUGUUUCUCUCCCAACCCAGUAACCUGGCUCCCUGAGGGUCUGGGUGUUUGGAGGGAGGAGAUGGGAAAUCAGGUGGGGCUGUCUACCAACUGUUCUCUCAGUAUCUCUUCCUGCUAUGUCUUCAGAAAGAGCCCGGUGAGACAGCACAGGGUAUGGAUGAGUAUCAGUUGUACAAAUAGCUGGGAGAAAAAACAUUUUUUUUUUUGGUGGUAAAAAUGACCAAGUCGACUUAGGAAACCCAACAGACCCCUGUUAAAGCUCUCUGUACUGACCAUGCGCAUGCACCAUGCCAGGCAAUCACAAUGUGAACUGAUGGACUUCUUAGCCUUGCCACUUAGAACAAGAACUCUGUAAUAGCCUCCCCUCCCCCAACCCGCAGCAUGUACAAAGGGGGCGGAUAUGGACUGGCCGUCUUCCCCAAGUGUCGGAGACUGUAUGCGAACACCGGAAGAACUUAAUAGUUGCAGCUAUUUCCAAGUCUGCCUGUACCCUUUUCACACUUUUCUGGACAUCAACUGCACCUCAGUCCUCUCCAAAAAAAAAAAAAAAAACCGAUCUAGAUCUAAACCUAGUUUGUAAUGUUGACCUAUGGCUGUAACUGUUUGGAACGAUGUUCUCUCUCUCAUCUGUCUUGUUCUGGAGAACUGUACUGAUCACAGAUAAUAUGCAUAAAGAUUCUCACUGUU